This is a messenger RNA of Erinaceus europaeus (western European hedgehog), 4698 nucleotides long. RefSeq names its product oxysterol binding protein (gene OSBP). The record is from RefSeq and is a predicted model, not a curated record. Gene Ontology annotation, molecular function: sterol binding. Lineage: Eukaryota; Metazoa; Chordata; Mammalia; Eulipotyphla; Erinaceidae. Bases 133 to 2553 code for a protein of 806 amino acids. The transcript has 13 exons. Gene Ontology annotation, cellular component: intracellular membrane-bounded organelle; membrane; cytosol.
GGCGGUGGCGGCGGCGGCGGCGGCGGCGGAGGCGGCGGAGGCGGCGGAGGCGGUGGCGGCGGCGGCGGCGGCGGCGGCGGCUCUCGUAGGCGGUUCCGGUCGUGUAUCUCCGGGCGGCGGCGGCGGCGGCUCAUGGCGGCGACGGAACUGAGAGGAGUGGUGGGGCCGGGCCCGGCGGCCAUUGCAGCUCCGGGCGGCGGCGGCGGCGGCGGCGCCGGGCCGCCGGUGGUGGGAGGCGGCGGACGCGGAGACUCAGGCCCGGCCUCCGGGGCCCCGGCGAGCACGGUGGCCGCGGCGGCGGCGGCGAUGGGUGGCCCGGGCCCUGGGGCCGGGGGAGCGGCGACGGCGGCGGGCCCGGCCUCGGCGCCGCCGGCUGGGGGUUCGGGAGCCGGGGGUUCGGGCUCGGCCCGAGAGGGCUGGCUCUUCAAAUGGACCAAUUACAUCAAAGGCUACCAGCGGCGCUGGUUCGUGCUGAGCAACGGGCUGCUGAGCUACUACAGGUCAAAGGCAGAAAUGAGACAUACCUGCCGCGGUACCAUCAACCUGGCCACGGCCAACAUCACCGUGGAAGACUCCUGCAACUUCAUCAUUUCCAACGGGGGUGCUCAGACCUACCACCUGAAGGCAAGCUCCGAAGUGGAGCGGCAGCGCUGGGUGACAGCCCUGGAGCUGGCCAAGGCCAAGGCCGUCAAGAUGCUGGCAGAAUCUGAUGAGUCCGGAGAUGAAGAGUCCGUCUCACAGACUGAUAAGACAGAGCUACAGAACACCCUCCGGACCCUCUCCAGCAAAGUGGAGGACCUGAGCACAUGCAACGACCUGAUAGCCAAGCACGGCACGGCUCUGCAGCGCUCCCUCAGCGAGCUCGAGUCCCUGCGUCUGCCUGCCGAGAGCAACGAGAAGAUCAAACAGGUCAACGAGCGGGCCACCCUGUUUCGGAUAACCUCCAACGCCAUGAUCAAUGCCUGCAGAGACUUCCUUAUGUUAGCCCAGACCCAUAGUAAAAAAUGGCAGAAGUCACUACAAUAUGAAAGAGACCAGCGUAUCCGACUGGAAGAGACCCUGGAGCAGCUGGCAAAGCAGCACAAUCACCUCGAGAGGGCCUUCCGAGGAGCCACGGUGCUGCCAGCCAACACCCCCGGCAGUGCCGGUUCCGGCAAAGAUCAGUGCUGCUCUGGCAAAGGAGACGUGAGUGAUGAGGACGAUGAGAAUGAAUUUUUUGACGCUCCUGAGAUCAUUACAAUGCCUGAAAACUUGGGCCACAAACGUACUGGCAGCAACAUCAGUGGAGCCAGCAGUGACAUCAGCCUAGAUGACCAGUAUAAACAUCAGCUAGAAGAGACCAAGAAGGAAAAGAGAACUAGGAUACCGCAUAAGCCAAACUAUAGCCUAAACUUAUGGAGCAUCAUGAAGAACUGCAUUGGGAAAGAACUCUCCAAGAUUCCGAUGCCGGUGAACUUUAACGAGCCCUUAUCCAUGCUUCAGCGCCUUACUGAAGAUCUGGAAUACCAUGAGCUGUUAGACCGAGCUGCAAAGUGUGAGAACUCUCUUGAACAGCUCUGUUAUGUUGCAGCUUUCACCGUGUCCUCCUAUUCCACCACUGUCUUCCGUACCAGCAAGCCAUUCAACCCACUCCUUGGGGAGACUUUUGAACUGGACCGCCUAGAGGAGAAUGGGUACCGGUCCCUCUGCGAGCAGGUGAGCCAUCAUCCACCUGCUGCCGCACACCACGCUGAGUCCAAAAAUGGCUGGACAUUGCGCCAGGAGAUCAAAAUCACCAGCAAAUUCCGAGGCAAAUACCUCUCCAUUAUGCCACUCGGUAGCAUCCACUGUAUUUUCCAUGCAACAGGACAUCACUACACUUGGAAGAAGGUCACCACGACAGUGCAUAACAUCAUUGUGGGCAAGUUGUGGAUAGACCAGGUAGGCAGAGGGACCCCGCGUGACUCUGAAGGACAGAAGACUCCCUCCUUAGGUACACCUUUGCAGUACUUAGCACCUGUGAGCAAGGUGACAGGGGAAGUGACAGAUCCAUCAGGAAAAGUUCAUUUUGCCCUUCUGGGGACUUGGGAUGAGAAAAUGGAUUGUUUCAAAGUCCAGCCAGUCAUUGGGGAGAACGGGGGUGAUGCUCGACAGAGAGGCCACGAAGCAGAGGAGAGCAGGGUCACGCUGUGGAAAAGGAACCCUUUGCCGAAGAAUGCAGAAAACAUGUACUACUUCUCAGAACUCGCUCUAACCCUCAAUGCCUGGGAAGGCGGCACCGCCCCCACAGACAGUCGGCUACGGCCUGACCAGAGACUGAUGGAAAACGGGCGCUGGGAUGAAGCCAAUGCUGAGAAGCAGCGCCUGGAGGAGAAGCAGAGACUUUCCCGAAAGAAAAGAGAAGCGGAAGCUAUGAAAGCCACAGAGGACGGCACGCCAUAUGAUCCCUACAAGGCACUAUGGUUUGAACGGAAGAAGGACCCUGUUACCAAGGAGCUAACUCAUAUUUAUAGGGGGGGCUACUGGGAGAGUAAAGAGAAACAGGACUGGAACUCUUGCCCGGACAUCUUCUGAAACGGCAUCCACAAAACAGAGGAGGAUUAAAGGGGACAAGGACAGAGGCUAUGUGGGGAAAGCCGGCAGGUGUGACUCUCACAGUCUGUUGUCCUCAAGUUUGCCUGUCUUAACCAAUCAUUUGUUUUCCCAAAUCGAUCACCAGAAGCAGACGCCGUUGGUGGUGACUGGCUGGUUGCCUUAGCUGAUUGAAAUCGAAAUCAAAAAUACUGGAUACCUGGCAUUGUAAGGGAGAGGUCUAGUGGCCAAAAGUUGACGUGAUUCCACUUCUGUGAUGUCAGGUGUUCUUGACUCUUCGCCUCCCUCUGCCCCUCCCGUUCAAGAUGCCGUGCUUCACCCUCCCCAAGUAGUGUCCUCCUCAGCCGAGAUCUGCAUCAGAUUUCCAGUGCGGGACAUUUUGGUGCUGCUCAGAGCAAGAGCUGACUUGAGAAGUUCUUUCCAAAAGAAACAGGAGUCACUUACCAGUGGAGACAUCGCCAUGUGGAUGGUUACGGUGGCAUCGAGGCUUGGUGUUGUGAAACGUCUUCACAGACAGGAGGGUCUGUCCGUGGAUAAUGGCGAUACUGGGACGCCCCUGAGAGGGAUUGAUCUUGAAAGUUGGGGUCUUCAGUUAACAUUCUUGGAAGUUUCUAUCUUCACUUGAGUGAAACAUGCUUUUGGCAUUUUCCUCUUUUGACAGCAACCUAAGGCCACCUUGGUGAUUGGUAGGAGGGUCGCAUUAGCCUCACAAAGGGGUUUUCCAAACUUCCUCAGGCUGAGCACAUAAGGCAGGAUGGGAAAAUGGCUGCUAGCCACUCUGGCUUUCCCAGUUCCUUCUCACCUCACCCUCCAUUCUUCAUUGCCUUUCUAGCGCCGCCUCUACACACACCCCUCUCUCUCUCUCUCUCUCUCAAUCCCACUUUGGGUUUGUGCUCAGGGUGGAGCAAGCAGAACAUGACCUGUCCCAUUCUGAUUUCUUCAGAACUUGAGAGUUUUAUCUGGAAGAGGACUUUUUCACCAUCUCUCAAGCCCUUUGGACUGCAGCCACCUCUGGAAUAAUGUGUCGAAUAUCUGUAUAUUAUAUAUAUGUAGAGAAAAAUCUAAUUUUUUUUUUUUGUUUUGAUUUUCCUCCCCAAAUAAGAAUCUUGGUUCUUUUGAUGUCAUUUACCUCCCUGGGACUCUCUCAGAGGCUCUGAUACAGAUCGGAACUGCCUCAGUUGGCCACCGUUCAGAGGCAAACACAUUCAGAAUCGGAGCCAGGCUGGUGCCUGGCAGUUAGUGAACAAAGACUUUCCCCGUGGUGUGUACCGUGGGGUGCCUGCUACUAUCUAAACUCUGCCCCCCCGGCUCUUGAAAAAGGACAUCCUGAACUCUUUCCUGCCUUUUUUCUCCCCCCUUUCUUGUAUUAGAAAGAGUAUGGUAGAAAGGCAGGCAGGUGAUUUCCAGCCUCUGUCGGAAUCAACACUCACCGCUGACUCCCAGGAGUACAGUCUCCCUCGGGUGUGGGGGGGGGAGAGCGAGAAGGGCUGCUGACGGGCCUUGGCUUCCCUCAUCUUUUUCUUCUGUGCUUGUUUUGAGUUGUCUCGUUCCAAAAUCUAGCCCCUGAGCAACCCACCCUCGGUUGAGGAUCACAUAUUGAGGUGCCUUGUAUGCUUUUUUUUUUGUUGUUAUUAGUGUUUUUAUUUGUUUGUUUCUGUUCCUUAACUGCUGAGCCUCAACCAGUGUGGGCCCUAGGGGAAACAAUCAUUCCAGAGGAAGCCAAUCCCCCCCCACACAUCCUCACCCGCCAUGAAGAAAUGAGUCCUCUUCUCCCUCCCUCCCUGAGAGCCCAACAGAAGCAAAGCGCUGUGGCAGGGUUUCUCCCGAGGACACCCAUAACAGUGGUGACCUGAUGGGUUUAGACAGAGUGGGAAACACACACCCCUCCCAAUUGACCCUUUCUGCCUUUUCUUCCUCCACUACCUGCACUACAAUUCUGACCUGACCCCCAGUCAGAUUCCCGCUGAUGGAAGAAACUCUUGAGUCCUUCAGGUGAGAUAGUCACAUCAAAACAAAACUAUAUAUAUAUAUAUAUAUAUAUAUUAUAUAUAUUUUCAGUUUUUUUGCCUUAUUGUUUUUUUUUUUUUUCAAAGAAAACUACUAAAUUAAAUAAUUUUUAAAAAGUCA